AUGAGACGCACCUUCUCAUCACCUCAAAUCCACUCAAAUGAGCAGAAGUUAAAAGAAAAAAUUAAUUUGUAUGGUCUGUCUUCAGGGAAGGAAAGUCAGAUACUUUCCCUAUCACCAAAAAGAAAAGGCACAAAAAAAAUGGAAAGGUGUGGUGCUGUUGUGGAGAUCCGGGAGUUGUUUCGUCUCUUAUGCCCCAUGAGGAGUUUCUUCCCCUCAGAAUCCUGUAAAGAGGCGCACCCAAAUGCUUUGAAUCCUCAGUCUUGGCUUCAAAUUGAAAGAGGGAAACUUCCCAAGUUGUCAUCACACCCUUCAUCUGCCUCAAUAGAAUCAUUGGUCAAGGUCCCUCAGCCAGCUAUCCUACCUUUCUUUAAGCCUGCUGAUUAUGUGGAAGUUUUAGCUCAAAUCCAUGAAGAGCUUGAGUCUUGUCCUCCACAAGAGCGGUCGAAUCUGUUUUUGUUACAAUACCAGGUCUUUAGGGGCCUUGGCGAAGUUAAACUGAUGCGUAGAAGCCUUCAGGGAGCCUGGCAGAAAGCCAACACUGUUCAUGAAAAGAUUAUAUUUGGGGCAUGGUUGAAAUAUGAGAAGCAAGAGGAAGAACUAAUAGCCGACUUGCUUGCCAAUUGUGGUAAAUGUGCGAAAGAGUUUGCGCCUGUAGAUAUAGCGUCUCAUCUUCCAUUUGAUAUAAAUGCAAGUUCUGCGGGGAGAAUGACCAAUGAGAACCUCAUUUCUCAAAAUGUCACUUUUACUAUUGGUGAUGAAGAUAUAGUCUGUGAUAGACAAAAAAUUUCAGAACUUUCGGCACCAUUUCAUGCUAUGCUAAAGGGUUAUUUCAGUGAAUCACGCUGUGAGACUAUAGAUUUAUCUGAAAAUAAUAUCUCUCCUUUAGGUAUGAAGGCAAUCAAUGAUUUCAGUUUGACUGGCAGUUUAAUUGAGGUCUCUCCAAAUCUUUUGUUGGAGAUAUUAGUUUUUGCAAACAAGUAUUGUUGUGAAAGACUUAAAGAUGCUUGCGAUAGAAGACUUGCCUCUUUAGUUUCCUCCAAAGAAGAUGCUGUAGAGCUCAUGGAAUGUGCUCUUGAUGAGGAUUCAACUGUCCUUGCUGCAUCCUGUUUACAAGUCCUUUUGCGUGAUCUUCCAAACUGUUUGAAUGACAAUCGGGUGGUGGAGAUAUUUGUUCAUGCUAAUAAGCGGCAGCUAGCAGUCAUGGUUGGACCUGGUAUAUUUGCACUUUUCUGUUUCUUAAGUGAAGUUUCUAUGAACCUUAACUCUAGUUCAGAUAAAACAGCACAUAUCAUGGAACGUUUAGUUGAGUUUGCUGAGAAUGACAACCAGAGACUGCUGGCUUUACAUCAAUUGGGAUGUGUAAGACUCUUACGGAAAGAAUAUGAUGAAGCACGUCUUCUUUUUGAAGGGGCUGUAAAUGCAGGCCAUAUAUAUUCUGUGGCAGGUUUAGCUAGACUAAACUAUAUAAAGGGUGACAGACUUUUAUCUUAUGAGCAGUUCAGCUCAGUGAUUUCGUCUGUUACUCCACUUGGAUGGAUGUAUCAGGAAAGGUCACUAUACUGUGACAGUGACAAAAGGUGGGAUAACCUUGAGAAAGCAAGUAAUUUGGAUCCUACUCUUGCAUAUCCCUACAUGUACAGGGCUGCCUCUUUAAUGAGGACGCAGAAUGCUCAAGCUGCACUAGCAGAAAUCAAUCGGAUUCUUGGGUUCAAACUUUCACUAGAAUGCUUAGAAAUACGAUUUUUUAUCCAUCUGGCUCUUGAGGACUACAAAGCAGCUCUAUGUGAUGUUCAAACAAUUCUUACUCUACGAUCAGAUUAUAGAAUGUUUGAGGGACGUGUUGCUGCAUCCCAACUCUGUACACUUGUACGUGAGCAUGUUGAACGUUGGACAACUGCUGAUUGUUGGGCACGGUUAUAUGACUGUUGGUCUGCAGUUGAUGAUAUUGGGUCUCUUUCUGUUAUAUAUCAGAUGCUUGAAUCUGACGCGGCAAAAGGUAUUCUGUACUUCAGACAGUCAUUACUUCUCUUAAGGUUGAACUGUCCUGAGGCUGCUAUGCGGAGUUUACAGUUAGCUCGGCAGCAUGCAUCUACUGAGCAUGAACGACUUGUUUAUGAGGGGUGGAUCUUAUAUGAUACAGGUCAUUACGAGGAAGGGCUCCGGAAAGCUGAAGAGUCUAUCAGUAUCAAAAGAUCUUUUGAGGCCUUUUUCCUGAAGGCCUAUGCAUUGGCUGACUCUAGUAUAGAUCCAUCAAGUUCACCUACUGUUAUCUCUCUUCUGGAAGAUUCCUUGAAGUGUCCUUCAGAUAAUCUGCGCAAAGGUCAGGCACUGAACAAUCUUGGAAGUGUUUAUGUUGACUGCGGUAAAUUGGACUUGGCUGCUGAUUGUUAUAUCAAUGCCCUUAAAAUCCGUCACACCCGAGCUCAUCAUGGUCUUGCUCGUGUUCAUUGUCUCAAAAAUGACAAGGCUGCUGCUUAUAUGGAAAUGACCGAACUUAUCAAGAAGGCAAAAAACAAUGCAUCGGCUUAUGAGAAGAGGUCUGAGUAUUGUGAUCGUGAACAAGCAAAGGCAGAUCUGGAGAUGGUCACUAGAUUAGAUCCACUUCGGGUGUAUCCUUAUAGAUAUCGUGCUGCAGGUUGGUGUUUUACCUAUCUGACUAAGCUCUCUGGACUUGUUCUGCUUGAGUAG
Molecule: messenger RNA, 2688 nt
Organism: Sphenostylis stenocarpa
Lineage: Eukaryota; Viridiplantae; Streptophyta; Magnoliopsida; Fabales; Fabaceae
Source: the annotation of a GenBank genome assembly